UUGGUGUUCAAGUGGUCUAGCCUCCACUGGAAAGUUGACGGUGUGAUUUCCGGCCAACGCUGUGAGAUUCCGACCAAGUUUCCGGUUUCUCUCUGAGUCCGCCUGAUGUCGAUUAUGAGCAGCUCCCUGAGGCGAACCACCUCCAUUUCAAAAACCAUAGCCCCAGCCCUAACUCAUCUGAAAACCCUAAUUCAACCUUACUCAGCAACAGCUGUUGCACUAGAAAGCAGCACCAGCACAGCCUACAAUGAAGAAGAACCCGGGGCCAUCUCAAUGAAGGGUGUGAAGAUAUCAGGCCGUCCUCUCUACUUGGACAUGCAAGCCACCUCUCCUGUUGACCCUCGCGUCUUGGACGCCAUGCUCCCUUACUUUGUCUCUCACUAUGGAAACCCCCACUCGCGGACUCAUUUGUAUGGAUGGGAGUCGGAACAGGCAGUUGAGCGGGCACGUGAGCAAGUGGCCGCCUCGAUUAAUGCAUCCCCGAAGGAAAUUGUGUUCACGUCUGGGGCGACGGAGUCGAACAACAUAUCUGUGAAGGGAUUCAUGAGAUUUCAUAAGGAGUCUAAGCGCCAUGUUAUAACCACACAAACAGAGCAUAAGUGUGUUCUUGACUCAUGCCGGCACCUCCAGCAGCAAGGCUUUGAUGUCACGUAUCUCCCUGUAGGGAGCGAUGGGCUUGUUAAAUUGAGUGAUCUCGAGGCAGCAAUCAGACCAGACACCGGCUUGGUCUCGAUCAUGACGGUCAAUAAUGAGAUUGGAGUCGUGCAACCGAUGGCUGAGAUCGGGCAGAUAUGUAAGAAACAUGGCAUCGUGCUUCACACUGAUGCUGCUCAAGCCCUCGGUAAAAUCCCUGUGGAUGUUCAGGAAAUAGGGGUUGGGCUCAUGUCACUUAGCGCUCACAAAAUUUAUGGUCCGAAGGGCGUUGGGGCUCUAUACAUACGACGAAGGCCUCGUGUUCGAGUUGAGCCCCAAAUGAGUGGUGGCGGUCAGGAGCGAGGACUCCGCAGUGGGACGGUACCUACACCACUGGCAGUUGGGAUGGGAGCGGCCUGUGAGGUUGCGGUUAAGGAAAUGGAGUAUGACUCUAAACAUGUGCAGGUCCUGCAACAAAGAUUACUAAAUGGCAUUCGUUCUCGACUCGAUGGUGUGGUUAUUAAUGGCAGUGAAGAGCACAGGUAUUGGGGGAAUUUGAAUUUGUCGUUUGCUUAUGUUGAAGGUGAGAGUUUAUUGAUGGGGUUGAAGGAGGUGGCAGUGAGCAGUGGGAGUGCAUGCACGAGUGCAAGCUUGGAGCCGUCAUACGUGUUGAGGGCGUUGGGGGUGGAUGAGGACAUGGCACAUACUUCCAUCAGGUUUGGGAUGGGAAGGUUCACAACUGAGGAGGAAAUUGAUAGAGCAGUAGAGCUUACUGUGAAUCAGGUCGAGAAGUUGAGGGAGAUGAGCCCACUUUAUGAGAUGGUGAAGGACGGGAUCGAUAUCAAGAGUAUACAGUGGGCACAACAUUAGGAUAUCCAUAAAGAUCAUCACUUGGUACUAAUUUUUUUUUAUGAGGUAGUGGAAGUUUUCUGGCCCCUAGGGCAAUGAAGCUUGCUUUUUUGAGCACUAGAUGAAGGGGUAGUGGUGGUGCAGUGGUGGUGAACACACAGUUUUGAAUCACUUCACAUAUUUGCAAGAUGCUUGCUGGUUAAGAAGAAUGGUAACUGGGUCCAUUAGCCAUCCCAGUAGUAAGUUAUUGCUUGAAAAGCUGACAAUUGGGUGAAUAGACUUUUAUUGUUUCUCCCCUUUGUUUCAGGAUGUAUGGAAUUUGACUUCCUAUACUAUUUGUUAAUAUUUGUAGUUGAAAUCUGUGAGAUUUAUGUUUUGGUGUUGGUAUGAUCUUUUAAUUUCUGUAAAUACAAGCAAGGAUAAAUUUGAGUUGAUGAAACUAUGCUAUAGUGUUCACUGAAUGGGUCAUUUAAGUGGAAAGAUGCAGUUUCUGUUC
Messenger RNA from Amborella trichopoda, 1978 nucleotides. It is a transcript of the gene NFS1, whose product is annotated as nitrogen fixation S (NIFS)-like 1. Gene Ontology annotation, cellular component: mitochondrion; cytosol. Lineage: Eukaryota; Viridiplantae; Streptophyta; Magnoliopsida; Amborellales; Amborellaceae. Gene Ontology annotation, biological process: [2Fe-2S] cluster assembly. The record is from RefSeq and is a predicted model, not a curated record. Gene Ontology annotation, molecular function: pyridoxal phosphate binding; cysteine desulfurase activity.